This is a messenger RNA of Daphnia carinata, 1964 nucleotides long. RefSeq names its product secreted frizzled-related protein 5-like. Bases 780 to 1961 code for a protein of 393 amino acids. Gene Ontology annotation, biological process: canonical Wnt signaling pathway; non-canonical Wnt signaling pathway; negative regulation of canonical Wnt signaling pathway. The transcript has 6 exons. NCBI's taxonomy places the organism in Eukaryota, Metazoa, Arthropoda, Branchiopoda, Diplostraca, Daphniidae. Gene Ontology annotation, molecular function: Wnt-protein binding. The record is from RefSeq and is a predicted model, not a curated record.
AGUAUAUACAACAAGUCAGCUGUAUAUAUCAAUAGAUGAAAUGUUUGCCCAACAAGAAAGUCAGAGAGACUGUGUGAGCGAGGGAGGGAAAACGAAAGAGAGAGAGAGAGAGAGAGAGAGAGAAAGAGAGAGAGAGAGGAUGAAAGGGGAAGGGAGAGAAGAGGAGAGGAAGGGAAAAAGAAGGGGAGGGGAAGAGUUUCUCCGUCUCAUCCGCUCGACUCCUCUGGUGCUCAAAUGUCAGCUGCUCAGCUCAUGACUGGCUCAGUUCCAUUCCAGUCGGGGUCGCAGGAGGACACGAUCUUCUCACGCUCCGUUUCUUAACAUCCGGAACUAUAGCAGAUGCCGAGCCCGUGAUUGUUGCAUCCCUUUGGUGUGGAUCCAUCGCCUGCGCGUCAUUUAGAGCUUCUCUUCUUCCGAGGAUUCAACACAGCACCCAGCUUCCGUUUCAGCUAAUCCGUGGUGCCCCACCUACGAGUGCCCGGAAAACAAAGGAGCUUUGCCUAUGCAAAAAUAAACUAAAGAAAGAAAACGAACGGCAGCAGCUGCAUUAGUGUGUAAUAGCUCAACCGACAUUUCCGCCUGGAUGGUCAUUUCGACGUUGUUACGCGCUCCAGCACAGCUAGAUGCGGAACCGCCUUCGAUCUCAUACAUCAGCGGCCUGUGAUUCAAACAUUGUGGGGUAGUUACGUACGAAGCGGACGGUGCAAAAUUGCUUGAAGCCCCAAGGUGUUUUUUUUUUGUGUUGAAUCCGACGACUUGUUCUCUUGUUGUUAUUCGCAAUGGCUAGUUGGUUGCCAGUGUGUAUCCUGUUCUACGUCUUUGUCAGCGGUUGCUAUGGCAACGGGUCAUCUCUGAGUGGCAUUGGAGGCGUCAUCGGUGGCGGCGCUGGAGGUGACACUUUCUUUCCCGAUUGGGGUGUGGGUGGUGGCCGGGCUGCCCAGCCUACCUGCCUGGACAUCCCGCGCAACUUGUCCCUCUGUCACGGCAUUCGUUACUCCAAAAUGCGUUUGCCCAAUCUCCUGGAUCACGACUCGAUGGCCGAAGUCAUCCAGCAAGCGGCCUCGUGGGUCCCACUCCUCAACGUCCGCUGCCACGCCGACACCCAGCUCUUCCUCUGCUCUCUCUUCAGUCCCGUGUGUCUCGAUCGGCCCAUCUAUCCGUGUCGCGGACUCUGCGAGCGCGUCCGACAGGGAUGCGAAGGCCGCAUGAAAACUUACGGCUACCCGUGGCCCGAUAUGCUCCGCUGCGACAAAUUCCCGCUGGAUAACGACAUGUGCAUCGGACCUCUCUCCACCGGCUCUUCCUCUGAAGCAAGUGAUUGCCAAGCCUGCGAAGAAGUUGAUACCUAUGAAAAUAUCAUGGACAAUUACUGUCGCGCCGAUUUUGUUGCCCGAACCAAGCUCCGACGAGUGCGACGCAAUAAGGUCAGCGGCAAGAAAUCCAAAAUGUUGAAAAUGUCUCCAGAGAUGCGCGAAGAGUGGCGUCGCAAUCAACGACCGAACCUCAUCAUGGAACUCGGAGAUGAUUGCUGCACGGAUCACUUCAACACGGUAGCUCUUAGCCGGACCGCAGCUGGCGGAAGUAAUGGCGGUGAUCGUUUUCUGGUGAUGGGAGUUCAGCGUAACGGUCAACUGGUCCCCACUCUUAUUCUUCCAUGGACAAAAAGAUCCAAAGCUAUUCGCGGUGCGGUCAAAGCUUUCAAACAAUUCAACUGCUCCGAUCCCAAAGCUGUUUUCGCUUCUGAGACGGCGUCAUCUGUUAUCGAGGGCAACGACCGCCAACGAAGGGGUAAGCAAAUGCGAGAGAAGACAAGCACAACUACAACGACGACUUCGACCCCCACAACAGCCUCGACAACACGGAAAGGCCGAGGACAACAUGGGGGAGGACAACGGAGCCGAAGCAGAGCAGAAAAUCACCAUCAAGGCCAAUCGACGCGCCAUCAACAUCAACUUCAAUGAGAA